Messenger RNA from Betta splendens (Siamese fighting fish), 1598 nucleotides. RefSeq names its product nudix (nucleoside diphosphate linked moiety X)-type motif 18 (gene nudt18). Bases 344 to 1369 code for a protein of 341 amino acids. The transcript is spliced from 9 exons. Gene Ontology annotation, molecular function: magnesium ion binding; 8-oxo-dGDP phosphatase activity; 8-oxo-GDP phosphatase activity. The record is from RefSeq and is a predicted model, not a curated record. NCBI's taxonomy places the organism in Eukaryota, Metazoa, Chordata, Actinopteri, Anabantiformes, Osphronemidae.
CCAAUGCGAACGACGUUUCGAAACAUGUCACAUGACAUGUCGAGCUCUUUACCUGCAGUUUAAACGGGAUAGUUGUUUCAAUGUGCCAUUUCAAUUACAGAUAGCUGUAAUGUAUUUAUGACAAGUCCAAACUUCGGCACCGGAAGAGGGUACGUGGUUCCAGUCUGGUGUCGAGGUGUCACGUAUCACAACAAGCCGCGGGUCUGUGGACGCGAAGCUGACAUCAACCUCCUCUUUCAGAGCCCUUGGUACUUCUUGAUCUUCUCGUGCUGCUUCUUCCUGAUGUUGCUAUCACCUGGGAUCUAUCACUACAGCCUUGUCUUCUUGUUCGUCCACCACUACUAUGUCAGACAUGGAGGUGACAGAGGAGCAGCGGAGCCAGGUGGAGAAAGGCCUGGAGAAGCUGCUUAGGGGUGAGGGGUCAGAGGUCGAAGUGUGCGACGUUGGCCUGGAGCAGAGCAAACCAGCCACUCUGAGGAAGAACGUCACCUAUAUCGUCUGUGCUGUUGUCUUCAACGACAAGGAGGAGGUGCUGAUGGUGCAGGAGGCGCGGCAGGACUGUUACAAACAGUGGUACCUUCCUGCAGGGAGAGUGGAAGCGGGGGAGAGUCUGGAGGAGGCACUGAAGAGGGAGGUGAAGGAGGAGGCGGGCUUUGAAUGUGAGCCACUCACCCUGCUGCUGGUCCAGGAACAAGGACCACAAUGGAUCCGCUUCAUCUACCUGGCUAAGGUCACAGGUGGGAGGAUAAAGGAUCUGUCAGCAGCAGAUGGGGAGUCUCUUCAGGCGUCCUGGUGGGACAAACAGUCUGUCAUUCCUCUGAGGGGACGGGACAUCCUCCCUCUUAUCGAAUGUGGACUAAAGUACCGUCGGGAUCCUUGGCACCCUGUCACCUUACCUAUAGACCUGAGCUGUCGCCAUGUGCUGCAGCGGAUGCUCCUGGUCUUCACAGGAACCGAGGGGCAGAUCUGGAUCCUGCUCAGUAAAUCCCCAGAUCUCCACCUUCCUACGGCGGCGGCAGUGAGGACCCACGCUGUCACCUGGGCGGCCAACAUGGUGGUGCAGGAAGCGCUGCCGUCAGCCUACUACGACCACGAGGUCCACACGCUGGGCGUCUUCAGCCUGCAGCACAACGGCCGGCAGCAUGGGAAGACGGACGGCGUGUGCUUCAACACGCUGGUGGCACUGGUGCCUGACUAUGUCCAGCGCAACGAGGACGGAGAGAAGGUGGAGAGCACAGGGACAGGACGGCCUCCGCCUGUGGAAAACCCCCGAUACGUGUGGGUUGAAGUCCAGAAACAAACACUGAGAGAAACCCUGCUGGAAAAGACCAAAACCACGGCCAUCUUACCGCUGCACAGCCUGUAUUGAUCUGCACCGGCCCAGUUGUCCACACCACAACCUUCACUGUAGUGUAACCAAUACGAUGCUUUUAUUGUGGAAAGAGUGUGCUUUUAUUCUGAAAGGAACACCGGAAUCUUUGACAAGUAUUUGUAAGUCAAGCUUUGGCAGGUGGACGGUUCUUUGUUUGUUUGCUGCUCUAGUCAGGUACACGCUUUUAUGCCUGUUGCUCAGGCCCAAAAUAAAAGUGGAAACCAGA